ACCACCUCAAGAGGAACCGGAAACGCGAACAAACUUUUCCCGGUCAUUUUACGCAACUAAAGUUGUUUAGUAUUUUCUCUUAUUUAGACACCAACACAUUAAACAACACGUCUACAACCUGUAAAAACCAUCCCAGCGAGGAAAGUCGUGAGGUUAGCGAGCUAUUUAUUGGCACGCUUGCUCAGCCGCCCAUAGUUAGUGAUUAUAGCGUAACGUUAACCGGCUGGUCAGGUAUCAACAUAGCCAGUCAGUGCACUUGUUUGUGAUACGUGGAUUCAACCUGAAGAUACUUUCAUGUUUUAGAUUUCAACAUGUCCUUGAGUGCAGUCCACUCCACACUGUCUAGUCUGAAAACAUGUCAGGCAGAUAUUGGAACUGGGAUGGACAUUGUGACCGACGUUGCACUGGACGUGGCAGAAACCGCAGGAACUGAGAAUGAUGCAGUCCUGAAGAAGCUGGAGGUGAUGAUGCUGGAGUGUGCCAAACUGGACCAGGAGAUCAACUGCUUCGUUGAGGUGGUGAACUGUGUCACUGCAGAGGUGAGGAACCAGGAGCCCGAGGCCAUGUUCAGACUGAAGUCUCUGGUGAAGGAGAAGUUCACUGAGACACACAGCAGUCUGUCUGAGGGAGAGCUACAGAACCACGUCAAGCUGGUCAGCUUUAAGGAGAACGUCAGAAACGUACUCAAAACAGUGAACCCUGAGGCAGCAGAGAAUAUGGAGGAGGAGCCGGAUGAGGAUGUUGCUGUGACGCAGAGUGAGGUUAACUUCACCUGUCCCCUGACUCAGGUGGAGAUGGUGAACCCAAUGAAGAAUAAGAAGUGUAACCACCACUACGACCGGGACGCCAUUAUGGGGAUGAUCAAGGCCCGGCAAAACCAGAAGAAGAAGUUACGCUGUCCGGUGGUUGGCUGUGGCAACACGGACGUGAAGCAGGGAGACUUGAUCCUAGAUCAGAUUAUGAAGAGACAGAUCCAGAAGAGGUAGACUACCACGGCAUGAUUCUGGGGUACGCCAACUCAUCAAACCUGACAAUAAUAAUUUGACUUUUAUUUAAUUGAGGAAAAAACAUGACUUGUUGUUGUUGUGACCAAAUGUUAUCUUGCUGCUGUGUCUGAUCGUAUUUGUACGUCACAGAGUUGCACUAUUCUGAAGUUUUACAUAACAAAACCUCUCUUUAUUUAUACAUAAGGGAUUCAUAUUCUUUAGUCAGUUCAAUAAAGGUAUAUUGGGGGGGGGGGGGGGGCAGGUAGCCUAGUGGUUAGAGACAGGUAGCCUAGUGGUUAGAGACAGGUAGCCUAGUGGUUAGAGACAGGUAGCCUAGUGGUUAGAGACAGGUAGCCUAGUGGUUAGAGACAGGUAGCCUAGUGGUUAGAGACAG
Oncorhynchus kisutch (coho salmon) is the source of this 1380-nucleotide messenger RNA. RefSeq names its product E3 SUMO-protein ligase NSE2. The record is from RefSeq and is a predicted model, not a curated record. Gene Ontology annotation, cellular component: Smc5-Smc6 complex; nucleus. Bases 312 to 986 code for a protein of 224 amino acids. Gene Ontology annotation, molecular function: SUMO ligase activity; zinc ion binding. Gene Ontology annotation, biological process: protein sumoylation; double-strand break repair via homologous recombination. The transcript has 7 exons. Lineage: Eukaryota; Metazoa; Chordata; Actinopteri; Salmoniformes; Salmonidae.